AGGCUCUUUCUUCUGGGCUGACUUCGCCACAUUUACCAACAUUACUCUUAGCUCGCGGCGGCGAUGGAGGAAUGAACAUCCUGAUCGAUCUUCAGUCCCAAAUUCGACGUCCGGCAGCCAAUCUCCUUCGUUUUUGUCUGACUGCUUUCCGCUUCCGCCGAUUCAAUGCUUGGGGUUGGGAGAUCGCUUGCCGAUGUCAGCCAACGCCUCCUUCGUAACGUAGCGUUACGAUGUCAGCAAGUCCAAUGCCUUCGUGUUGGCAAUUCUGAGAUUCCGAAUCACAAGAGGCUGCAAAUCUCUCUUCAGUACAUCCAUGGAAUUGGCCGCAGUAGGGCUCAUCAGAUUCUGGUGGACUUGAGUAUUCAGAACAAGCUUACCAAGGACUUGACCGGUGUCGAACUUAAUGCACUCAAGGAGGAAGUCUCUAAGUACUUGACUGGAGGAGAUCUAAAACGAUGUGUUAGUGGUGAUGUGCAAAAGUUGAUAGACAGUCAAUGCUACAGAGGGAUCAGACACGUCGAUAUGUUGCCUUGCAGGGGACAACGCACCAAGACCAAUGCACGGACUAGGAAAGAACACACCAAGCAAUUGGGAAAAGUACCAACCUCCCGCUGAAGUUUGUUUUGGAGCACCCAGAAAGUAUUCUGGCAUCACUAGGUCUCAGGGGUAGAACAUCAUUCAGAAUGAGUUCCACUGAAUACCUUUUACCCUUUGACAUUGUGGCUUUGAUUUCCUAUCUUGUGCAAUAAGCAUUAUCGGAGCUGAAAUGAUCAAUGUCCUGCCAAUAUCGUUUUCAGUAGUGACUCUCGAAAUAUAAAUUCAUAGAACGAGUGACGAGCCUGUUCUGUUAGAUUGCAGUGUUUUGGUUCAUUCUCUUGCUAAUAUAGCGUCUGAGUUUAGAGAAGAAACCAUCCUCUGACUAGUGCAGCACUUUGCAUCAUUGAACAAGCUACUCUGAAUGGCGAUUAUUCUUCAGUAUUCUAGCACAUCAUCUGCAUUAUUGAACAGGUUACUCAGGAUGACCAUGAUGAUGCUUUAAUAUGCUAGGAACUGUUUGAGAAAUUGAUGAAACUGCUGCGUUCUUCUGCAAUUCAAUUUUCCCACAUUGAAUUGCUCCUGUUUAACACUGCAUCCGGACCUAUUGGAAAAGGGGGAGUUGUUGAUCCCUUAAAUCGAAGAAGAACAUAAAACUGAAACUUUGUCAGCUUGGCAGAGACUUAGAGAUUUGUUUUGCAGGGAUGGUUUGCCCAUCUGCUGCAUUUGUCUGCCUUGGAUGAUGUGUUUCACUAUUGAAAAUUGGAUUCGGUCAGUAUCUUGGUCAUACGAAUUCUUGUUUGGAUCUUGCAAUUGGCAGGCACUGCACAUUGAUGUCAUUGAAAGUUUUGUUGCUGGAGGGAGGGUUGCUUCUCCACAUACACGUUUCAUGUUUGUGCUCAUUGCGGCAUAUUCAUAGCAAUGAUUGUAAAAUCGUACUAAAAAGGACACACGAUCAUCAAAAUGUAGAUAAAUUUCUUAAAGACUUAAAAUAGACAAGUUUGUGUUUUGGGAUUUUAUUUAAGCAGCACCAUGAUUCCAAAGUCGGAGCUGAUUUGACAAUUCAAGCAAACAACGGUACAAACAAACGAAGUAGUUUCACAUUCCAUCAAAGCCAAUUGGAUGGAUCAGUGACUUGGCUUCCACCGAUCCUACUGCUCAAGUUAUGGAAAACCCACAUGCAUGGCAUAAGGUCAAUUUCCCAUCUGUAUUGUUGCCAAACAGUACCUAUGAAGUUCCAAUUGCUAAUUUGUUAUGAGACACCACCAAUUGUUUUAGGGUUUAUUUUUGUGAGUGUGGUAGCUAGCUAGCUACCUAUUACUUCUUUGUGAUUGCUAUAUUAUUUCCAAACAUUAUUCUCUACAUGUAAUAAUGAGGGCAGAUAGAUUGAUUCCUUUCCUUUCAUCAUGGUUGGCCUUCGAAUUAUCGUUCAAUCGUCCCACCAAGCUAUUCUCCAAUGUCUCUAAAAGUAAUUUAUGCAUGUUUAGUUCGUGUACGAUAGUUCAUCAAUCAUUAAGACCUCAAGACUGAUCAUACAUAAACUUCUCUGUAAGAACAAAAGCUUCUCGCUUUUGACCCUUGCCACGUGCUGACACAUGAAUCGAUGUGAUUAUGUUCACAGGCUUCCAAUGAUCUUGGUGAUUCAUCAAUGGCCAUGGUAGAGAUCGAUGCAUGUCUGUCGACUCUGCUACUGCAAUGGCUUUGGGAUCAAACCUAUGGACGUCGGUUCGGUUUAGUUCGAUUAACCCAACCGAAACCAUUAAAAACUAGAAAUCGAACUACUAUGUUUCCCCAAAACCAUAUUUGUUGAGUUCGUUUUCGAUUAGAACAAAUCGAAAAUGAAAACUCCUAUAUCCUGAUUAAAGCGAAACCCACUGCACCCCUCAACUACUGUCUUUUUUUAUUCCAAUCCUCAGAGUCAAGGUUCUGUGAGGAUUUUUGGGGUACUAGGCUGGAUCUCCAUGCUUUUAUGCAUUCGAACUUCACAAAGAAACAAAAUGGUCAAUUGAUCUGUCCCUUCACGUAUCGAUAUGAGUGAACACAUAGAUUAAUCAAUGAUUAACAUUAAUCAACCAAUGAAGACAAAAUCUAGGGACUAAUAAGGUUGUGAUUAGAAGUUAAAGGGCCUCAAGAAUGGUAUCUUUCCUUUCAUAAAGUGGAUUUGGGUGAUGGGCAAAGUAAUUGAGAUUGCAAACAAAAUCCCAAAGGGGGUCAUGUAAAUAUAUGGUCAUCAAAAGCAUAAAAAAGAGACACCCAACAACAGUCAAGUAAAAUGACAAAGAUGGUGCAAAUUAUGAGGUGGGUGGGUGUUGCUUUUGUUAGCCAACAACAAGUUUACUUUAAUUUGACAAAUGCUAAUGACAACAAAACUAAAGAUUUCCCCUCACUUAAAUCUAGAAUCCAAAAACCAACCAUGGAUGGAGGAGAAGAAGAAGAAGAAAGGGAAAAACAAAACUAAGAGAUUUCCCCCACUUACAUGUGUCUGUUAGAUUUGCAGCAAUAGCUGCUGAUGUGGUCCAGCAACUAGCAUAUCAAUGGAGGAGCAUGUUCAUCAUCUGUUUUUGUGAUUUAAGGUUUCUAGAUAGGUUGGAGAGAGAAGGAAUGAUAGUUUAUAAAGUUAUGGGCUGGUAAAAUGGUUCGAUUAAUUGGACCACAGUUGAUUAUAAAAACUCAAAUCGGUUAGACGAUUUUCUUCUGAUAACCGGAACCAAAUCGAUGAGAACCCUUAACCUGUUGGUGGUGGCAAACGACAAUAUAGCCACAAAAUUUCAACUGAGUAGACCCAAUAUACUCCUACAUAUAGUACCAUGAUGAAACCGGGUCUUGAUAUAUGAUACGAAUAUUGGGAUAUGAUGUUAUUCAGAAAGAGUGUUUAAGAGAGUAACAAAAGAGAAUUGAGAAGAAUAGGAGGAUUAGAAUAAGAGUUGAGAUUGAGAAGAACAUAGAAGUGGAAUAAAGUGAGAUACUUUGAUUAUUUUUUGAUUGAUUGGUAAUCCUAAUGAAACAACUAACUUAUAUUAUAUAGGCUCUACCGCAAAAAAACUCUAGUCGGUUUAUAUAAUGAAAGACUAAUCUACCUUGAACACGAAUAUUAGGUAUGCAUCAAUAGAGGUGUGUUAGCCUUCUCUUUGCAACAAUCUCUCGAAGUACAAUCAGGUGUUGAAUAUUGUGAGGUUCUCUUGAUAUUGGAGUAGUCGUUAACGAAAUCAUACUUCACUCAUAAAAUUUGAUCAUCGUCUUUCAUGGGUUUCAAGUGUAUAUCAUGAGAAAGUGAACAUACAUAUAGAUGUUAAUCUUUUAUCUUAAUUUGAUGCAUUCAAAAGCGAUAGUUCCAUCGACCGGUCUACGAAUGUUACAGCAUAUAUACUCGUGAUAAAGGAACAACGUUGUUGUUAAUUUGAUACAUACAAAAAAAAAAAAGGAUACCCUAAUUUCUUUAUGGCCUCUUUUCUAUGAAAACCAAUCUAGCUAGGGUUUCUUUUUCCAUUUUCCAUUUCAUUGUUUCUCUCCUCUGGGAAAGGUUUGGGUUGGGAACUUAUAUGAGGACCAUAAUAUAACAAUAACAACCCUUUAAUUUGCCACCUUUGCUACUUUCUUUUUUCUUUUGAUAUGGCCUUUAAGUUGGUCCGUCAUCUUUUGAAAGGCUUUAGCUAGCUUUCUUUGCUCAAAGGCGUUCAAAGUCUGGGUUUUUUCUCUCUAUCUCUUCAACGAUUUAGCAAAAGCUCUGUAUUAUAUGCAUGUUGCCUUCUUCUUUCGUUAUUUGCAUGCAGAUCAUAUAAUUCGUUCUGAUUGUUGGGUAUUUUAUUCAACAGCACAGAUUGGCGUAUUUGUUCAAUGGGAAGAGAAGCGACACAAAGCGAGAGAGCUUAAGAAGGAAAGGAUUGGUGAUUGAGAAUAGUAAAAAGUGGGGAAUGAGAAUGAUGAUUUGGUGUGUACUUUAAUAUCCAGAAAACCAAACGAAGCACACACUUUAAUUACUUGGGAUCAUGAUUCAUCAUUGCAUGCAUCUAUUUAAUCAUGAAAGCCAUUGCUUUUGACAUUUGAGGGGGUUUUCGAUCUACUUGAUGGCCGGUUUGAUAAAUUUUCAGUAUUCAAACAAGUAACAAUUCACAAGACAAAACGACUAACGUUAUUUUUGCGAUUCAGAAUGAACCGUCGACUUACAAUGUCGCAACAGAGAAAUAAAAUAAUUAAGAUCAAAUUUGAGGACAGGAAAGAGGUCACCCAAACACCCAGUAGUCCUUUUUUUGCCACCAUCUAAAGCUGCUUUGGGUUUUUUUUGAAACGACCAGUUUUGUACAAAGGAAAAGAUAAAAGAGAGGAACCUGGUUCUCUCCUUGGCUUCUUCAUAUCCUUCUUUCUGCAUUUGCUUUGGUUCCAUUAUCAUUUUAGGAUAGCAGCAAAGUCAAUUAUUGUUCCUCAUUUUGCAGAUUCCCCCUCCUUGUCAUUGCUACCUCUCUCUCUCUGUGUAUGUUCCCAUCACAUUGUGCAAAUUUAUCAAUACUUUGCACCACCCUUUGUUUCAUUGAUGUGUUUCCUUUUUCAUGAAUGAAAAGAAUCUAUAAAAUGGGCGCAAACUACAAACCGAGUUCGCCAAAAGCGACCAACUGUUAAGAGAUCACAAAAGAAAUUACGAACGAUGAAUAGAAGUGUAGCAAUGCCAAAAAAUCCACCACCGAUGACCGAUGUAACCCAAUCUGCCACUUACCACGAUUCGUGGUUGCACAUAAUUCCUAGGAAAGAUGUUUUAUUUGUCCAUUUCCUGAUUCAAUAAGAAUGUAAAUAUGACAUGCGAUCGAAAGAUGACCUACAGAUCAAAAACGAAUUAUAGAAGAAGUGUAGCAACGCAAAACCCACCCACGAUGUAACAGUAUAUAUACCGGUCACUGUGGAAAUUCAUGGUUGUACAAAACUGCCCCUCAGUUUCUUAUUGGGUAGUGAGGUCAAGAUGACAGUAAGAUUGGCCCAUAUUCUUGUCAUCAUCAACAGCUAAUGAAACUCCAUGAUGAUGGUGGAAAGAUGCCACUAAUAGUUCAAAUCAGUCAGCCAUGCAUUAGUUUGGUUGUUUUAACCUAAACUGUGGCAUUAUCUAUAGAUUUACACAUAUGGACCAGCAUGAAUGUGAAAGAAAAAGACCCUCACAAUGAAAGAUGAGCCAAUCAAAUCUUAGGAAUUGGAAGGUGUGAGAUGUGAGAUUUUUCCUUUGAGUAUUGAUUUUUGGGGAAACAUCAAAGAUUAUGGACAAAAGUAAGGUUGACAGAUCAUGCAUGUUCCCUAAAUCCCUCCUUGUACUUUAGCUAACGAUUUCAAGCACACAACAUAAAUCGAUUUGAGUUCGUAUUUACGAAUUUUCUUAAUGCGGAUAUAAGCAAUAGUAAACUAAACUUAAAACCGAUUCAAAUCGAAUAUACUCAUUUUGUUCUUAUGUUUCAUCCGAUUUUACCGCGAUUUUCGAAUUGGAACAGACCAUAUACCCACCCCAUAGUGCUAGCAGUAAUGCUCCCCACUUAUGCUUGGUUGUACAUAUGCAGUAACAUUUGCCAUUUAAGAUGCAUGGCAGAGGUAAGUGAGUUGUGCAUAUAUGAAAAGAGUGACCACCAAGAGUUUACUUUUGAAAUUUUAUGUUUGUCACAUAUAUGUAAAUACUGGUAUUCAUCAGCUGGUCACUCCAUAAGUCAUAAUAAGCUCAUCAAGAGAUGGCAGCAAGAAAGGAAAGUGACAGUUCAAAGCAAUGGCCUUUGCCCCCAUUGCCUUGAAUAUAUGACACCAGAUAGAGACACCUCAAAAGCCCUCCAUCUCCCCUCUCUCCCCUGCAACUUGCAUGCACUGGGCUUCAGUGCCAAAACCUUAUACAUCACUACCAAUUAGAAGAGCAGCUAGCCUUGGUAAAUUUUGAAUUCAACUUCUAGAUAAAUGAAUAGUCCGAACAACCGGUUCGAACAGCUCGAGGUGUUUAGAGAAAGGUUAAUCACGAAUCGUAUAUCGCUCUCUAACACGCCCACGGACUUGAAGUCUGCACUCGCUCGUGAUACCAUGUGUGCUCUAACAACUGUUAAUGCUAGGAGGUUGCAGAGAUUUGAACACGAGGUCACUUGGUCUAACCAGUUUUGAUACCAUGCGGCGAACGAAUUAGUCUCGAUAACCCGCGAAUCGUUGGGAGAUGGUUCAUUAUGAAUAUUAUGCCACUCUCUAACAUUAUCUAUAUUUGUUGAAAUGAAGCUUCUUUUUUUUUUUACUUUAACUCUAUGAUCAAUUGGUAUAUUGUAUGAUCAAAGAUGAAGGGUUAAUAAUAUAGCAAAAGGGAAGGGCAUGUUUUUGAUAGAGCACUCUUUUCCAUGUGAAGGAACAAAGCAAAGAGAUAUCUGCUGCAGGGACCGGAAUUCCUCCUCUGCUUUUGCUUUUCCCCUGUUUUUUUAAAAAAAAAAUUCAGGGUUUACACUCUGCUUUUACUUUUGGGAAGUGGAAGCUGAUGAACACGAUCUAGCUAUGUUUAUCAAAACUAGGGAGGGAGGGCGCUUUAGCUUCUUUUUUUUUCUGCCUGCUUUCAGCCCUCUCUUUAAGACUAUUCCAUCAUCUUCCUUCUCGUAAUAAACCCACAUUAUACAAAUCAAUCCAUCCAUGGUCCCAUGCAGAGCUGCUCUCUCUGCCUCUGCAAACUAAAGGAUCUGGGAAUAAAGCUUACGUUGAUUGAUCACAUGAGAGAUAUAACAUAAGAGAGAAGUAGCAAAAACCCUAGCUGGUUAGUCAGAGAUUGAUUGUAGGGAAAAGGGAAAGGGAAGCAGAUUGAUACAUGCAAGUAGAGAUCAAAAGCUUCCAUGAUAUACUGCAGCAGGAUUGCUGAGCCAGUUUGAUCAGCAGAGCUUGUUCUGUUUGGUUCCCUUUUCCCAUGCAAAGGAAAACCCUUUAGUAAUUAUUAGGUUUAUCAUUCAUUCAUUCAUUCUUCAACAAACAUCGUAAUGAUAUAUGAAUAAUCACGCCUUCCUCUUUUUCUUCUUUCACUGUUGCAGGUUGUUGCAGCCACAUGUUCCCCCCUCUCUACACAGUUUGAAGACAGUGGUGGUGUUGCUAUGACUUGAGAUUUGAUUAUCUCUCAUCGACCGAAGUCUCAUUUGAUUUUUUUUUUUGCUUUGUUUAUGGUCUUUAACCUUCUUUUUUUUUUCUAGAUUGGAUUAGGGUUUUUGGGCUAUCUGGAGAAGAUUCUGAUUUGUAUCUCGUAUGAAUCUGGUUUCUCGUGUCCAUUAAUAACUAACACGCAUCGUAGUAUUUACUUCAUGAUAAUGUCAGUUUCUUUGUUACCUUACAAUUUUUUUAUUUAUUAUGGUGUUAUUAUGUUUUGCAUCAAGCUUGAGUUUGAUUGCAACUAGCCCGCCUUCUCCCUCCCAUUUGUUCGUAAAGACAAAGUUUCUCGUUUUCGCGGUGUCCUUCUCGAUGAUUGUUGACUCAAUAUUGGACGUCAGACGAGGGAAACAAAAGUAUUUCAGUGAGAAAAGCCGACUGAUGAUAUUUUCCCCCACGAUAAGAUUACAUUUUUCCAAGAGGAACGGCAUAAAUUCGAUGCUAUCUUCCUAACCUAGCAAAGAGUGGUUCUAGAAUACGCUCUUUCGGACUAAGAGAAACAAGCUCAACUCGCUCCCGUUGUGAUAUGUAUUGAUCACUAUCAUUUUAAGAAAUACUUACCUAGUAUUAUUUCAUUUGGUAUUUUACACAUUGUCACUCCUACAAGGUGAUGGAAAAACAUUCUUUCUUUGUUUAAACAGUAAAUCCCUUUCAUCAUCAGUCUUCAUACAGUAGUUCAUGCUAGUUGUUUGCUUGCUUUUUGGUGCAUCAAAAUGCACAAAUUCUCUUGGGGGUUCAAAGUCCAACCCAUUUGAUGAAGAAAGCAUGACUGUUCAUGGAAGACCAUAUAUGAGAAGAAACUUUAACUCUUUUCUUUUCUCCCUUUAAUCAAUGGGUCCAAGAUGGCAACCUGGCAGGCACCAUCAAGGUGUCUAGCUAAUUAGUGUGCCCCUUCUUUAUUCAUUCCUGCAUUUUAAAAAAAAAACUCAAAAGAAAAAGCCCAAAAAAGACAAAGAUUGGUAACUAGGAAUUACAAUGAGUUGAGUUUUUCCGAGCUCAAACCCAAUUUUUGGACGAAAACCCCCACAAUCCAACGGGUUUUGACCGGUGCAUGAGUACCUAAGAAUUCACGAAUAUAACUGCAAAUAAUUCAUUCAACCACUCGCAUCUCUGUAUUAUCUAAAUUUUCCGAUAGUUAUAUUGUUAUAAAGACUAAUGUCAUUU
Messenger RNA from Linum trigynum, 8814 nucleotides. The record is from the annotation of a GenBank genome assembly. Lineage: Eukaryota; Viridiplantae; Streptophyta; Magnoliopsida; Malpighiales; Linaceae.